UUGGGGAAAUGCUUGGUACCAGCGUUGCUAAGCGACGCGUGCUUACCGCGCGGCCUAUGUCUCGGCUUCCUGCGACUACACGCGGGAGGGCGCAAUUCGCGAUGGCCACCGUCGGUGAAUUCAUUUUUAUUAGACAAGAAUGAUAGAGAAAAAUGAAGCCAACCAGUGAACCUCUGCCUCGUGAACAUAGUACUGAGACUGUUCUCCAGUGCAUUUUAAAGGAGUCCACCAGUGAAUUUGAUAGUUUACAAUGGCUAUCCAAUCAAGGGGCUUCUGAUCAUAGUUUUCUAUUUGCAAAGGCUGAACAACUUCUGGAAAAGCGAAUGAAAGAUGGAGAACAACUGGCAUAUUUUCUCAAAGGGCAACUUUAUUUUGAAGAGAAACGGUAUGAAGAUGCAUUAUUGUAUUUUGAACAAAACACGGAUUUUCAGUCCAUGUAUCAGUUGGGUGUAAUGUACUACGAUGGAUUGGGAACUACUCCAGAUUCUGAUCACUUAUUCUUUGCUUUGAUUCACCUGCAGAAGAAAGGAGUUGAAUAUAUGAAGAAGAUUCUUGACUCUGACUCCCCUAAAGCAAGACAUUUAAAAUUUGCUGCUGCAUACAACCUUGGCCGAGCUUACUAUGAAGGACGUGGGACUCAAUUUUCUGAAGAAGAAGCUGAAAGAUUAUGGAUUAUUGCUGCAGAUCAUGGGAACCCAAAAGCAAGUGUAAAGGCUCAGAGUGCACUUGGAAUGUUGUAUUCAGCACAUGCUAAGGAUCUUAAAAAGGCGUUCUUUUGGCACUCAGAAGCUUGUGGGAAUGGAAGCUUGGAAUCUCAAGGCAUCCUUGGGAUUAUGUAUCUUCAUGGACAUGGCAUACGUCACAAUUUGAAGGCUGCUUUGGAGUGCCUCAAUCAGGCAUCAGAUCGAGGAAAUGUCUAUGCUAAAGGCCAUCUGGUGGAAUAUUAUUACAAGAGGAAAUGUUUUAUAAAAGCGGCCGAGUUUGCCAAAAGAGUAACAGAAAACGACAAUGUUGAAAAGAUAGCAAAGGAAACAGAUUGUCUUCCAUUUUACAUAAGCAGAGGACUUGCAAUGGCUUCUUUCUACUUGGCCAGAUGCCUCCAGCUUGGCCGAGGAACCCAACAAGAUUUAGCAGCAGCUAAAAAAUAUUAUUCUAAGGCAUGUCGAUUGGAUCCUGCUUUAGCUGCUGAUCUUGAGCUGACUGCAAAUCAUGGGAGAAUUUAGAAUAUUAUUUCGCUGAAUCUAAGCAACACGUUUCUUUCAGGUUCUGAUUAAUGUUAACAAAC
Ahaetulla prasina is the source of this 1285-nucleotide messenger RNA. RefSeq names its product LRP2 binding protein (gene LRP2BP). NCBI's taxonomy places the organism in Eukaryota, Metazoa, Chordata, Lepidosauria, Squamata, Colubridae. Gene Ontology annotation, molecular function: protein binding. The transcript has 9 exons. The record is from RefSeq and is a predicted model, not a curated record. Bases 153 to 1223 code for a protein of 356 amino acids.